Molecule: messenger RNA, 399 nt
Organism: Aspergillus calidoustus
Lineage: Eukaryota; Fungi; Ascomycota; Eurotiomycetes; Eurotiales; Aspergillaceae
Source: the annotation of a GenBank genome assembly
AUGAGUAGCAUUCUCAACUCGGCGCAAUACAUCGGCUCCUGCACGGAGACCUUGACCAAGCGUCUUUACGAUAUUGCGGACCAGAGUGCUCCUGUUGACUUGGGGAAGCUGCUAAACAUGCUGGCACUCCCUACAUUGUACGCUUUUGACGUUCUCGGCGAGCUCUUCUACGGCAAAAGCUUCGGCAUGGUGGAGCGACGCAAGGAUGUGGGAUAUUUCGGCAAGUCCAUUGAAUCCCUCCUUCCCAUCUUCGCAGUCGGCGGUACAUUGCCCUCCUACCUGACCAGUCUCUAUCUGAUGUACAAGAUAAACCCUUUCCUCGUCACUUCGCGGCGCAAUCACUGCGACGAAGAGUAUUGCCGUUGCAUCGGAAGAGGCUAUCGGCAGACGUUCCCAUGA